This is a messenger RNA of Chanos chanos (milkfish), 969 nucleotides long. It is a transcript of the gene mafa, whose product is annotated as MAF bZIP transcription factor a. The record is from RefSeq and is a predicted model, not a curated record. Gene Ontology annotation, cellular component: nucleus. The coding region runs from base 1 to 969 and encodes 322 amino acids. Gene Ontology annotation, biological process: regulation of transcription by RNA polymerase II. Gene Ontology annotation, molecular function: DNA-binding transcription factor activity, RNA polymerase II-specific; RNA polymerase II cis-regulatory region sequence-specific DNA binding. Lineage: Eukaryota; Metazoa; Chordata; Actinopteri; Gonorynchiformes; Chanidae. The transcript has a single exon.
AUGGCAUCAGAACUGGCAAUGAGCAACUCCGACCUGCCCACCAGUCCCCUGGCCAUGGAAUAUGUUAAUGACUUCGAUCUGAUGAAGUUUGAAGUGAAAAAGGAGCCGGUGGAGCCCGAUCGCAGCAUCAGCCAGUGCAGCCGCCUAAUCGCCGGGGGAUCCUUGUCUUCCACCCCGAUGAGCACGCCUUGCAGCUCAGUUCCCCCUUCUCCAAGCUUCUCGGCGCCAAGUCCGGGUUCGGGGAGCGAACAGAAGACACACUUGGAGGAUUUCUACUGGAUGACCGGUUACCAACAGCAGUUGAACCCGGAGGCUCUGGGCUUCAGCCCUGAAGACGCAGUUGAGGCGCUUAUCAACAGCACUCACCAGCUUCAGACGUUCGAUGGCUAUGCUAGAGGGCAGCAGUUUGCUGGUACAGCCGGCGCAGGAGGCACCAUGCCCGGGGAAGAGAUGGGAUCAGCUGCCGCUGUGGUCUCUGCAGUUAUCGCUGCUGCAGCAGCCCAGAACGGAGGUCCCCACCACCACCACCAUCACCACCACAGCACCGGGCACCACCAAACACCCGGAGUUCCGUCCAACGGCAACUCUGGAGCAAGCCAUCAACACAUGCACUUGGACGACCGGUUUACGGAUGAGCAGUUGGUGACCAUGUCAGUGCGAGAGCUCAAUCGGCAGCUACGGGGGGUCAGCAAGGAAGAAGUAAUCAGGCUCAAACAAAAGAGGAGGACCCUCAAAAACAGAGGCUAUGCCCAGUCCUGUCGCUAUAAGCGGGUCCAGCAACGGCACGUCCUGGAGGGAGAGAAGAACCAGCUCAUUCAGCAAGUGGAUCACCUCAAACAAGAGAUCUCUAGGCUGGUCCGAGAGAGGGAUGCAUACAAAGAAAAAUACGAGAAGCUCAUCAACAAUGGCUUCAGAGAAAAUGGAUCCAGCAGUGACAACAACCCCUCAUCUCCAGAGUUUUUCAUGUGA